Pararge aegeria (speckled wood butterfly) is the source of this 5357-nucleotide messenger RNA. RefSeq lists its product as uncharacterized. The record is from RefSeq and is a predicted model, not a curated record. NCBI's taxonomy places the organism in Eukaryota, Metazoa, Arthropoda, Insecta, Lepidoptera, Nymphalidae. The transcript is spliced from 7 exons. Bases 55 to 5208 code for a protein of 1717 amino acids.
UAUCAAAUUGACGUGAUGGGUGUUGUGUAUUAAGAAAAUCUAUGCUGUAACAGUAUGUUAAUACAUCAGGCGCAUGAAGAGGAAAGUGGGAAGGCGGGAAAAGCGGAUAUUCAAACCUUAGAGGAUAAUUCGAAUGAGUUUGAGACUGCAGACGAGAUAUAUCAGAUUAUGGCUAAAACUAACGUCUUUGAAGGAGAUGGUGAUAAGGCGCUUACUACUAGCGAUUUAGUUCUCCUGUAUAAAAAUAUAGACAUUGGUACUAAACUUGUACCUAACACUGACCCUGAACCGAAUAGAAGUCCAAAUCAAUAUGUAGAAACUGUUAUAUACAACGAUGAUAGAAGUUCUGAAGGAUCGGAUGUCAUUGAGAAUAUUAGUAAUGAAGACCUUUAUCAUGUUUGUGCUAUUAACAAAGAACGAAUAGACCUUUUAAACAACUUUGGAGACAAACUCUGUCAUAAAUUCGGCAAUAUAGAAAUGCGCACAUCUGAUUUAACAACCGAUUAUGAAAAGCACUUUCUGUUUAAUGAUCCUUUUAUUAAAGAACAACUCAAAAGUUUCCGUGCGAUAUCCAACUCCAAGCAAUCGGACAGUACUAUUCUUCCAGCAUCUUUGUUGGAUUAUAUUUGCUGCAAACGCCUGGAGGAUAAUUAUAAUUUUUACAUGGACAACAUCAUUCAAUAUGUUCAGAAAACUAUCGAGCAGUUAAAACGUAUUAGUAAUGGAGAUUAUUUAACUGAAAAGGCUAAAGCGAAAUGGAGUGAAGUUGUUGCCGGGAAUGAUCAUAUAACUGCAUGCAAAAAUAUUAUUUUGGCCGGUUCGGCUACCAUACCACUGAAUGCCGCUGAUAAACGAAAUGAUAUGAAAAUAACAUGGGAUGAUAUAGUUCAUUCUGAGAUGGAUGUAAGGUCAAUAGCUAAAAUAUUAGAAAAGAAAGUUAUUGUUGAGGUACCAAAAAUUAUUUGCGGCACUUACAGAUUAAUCAGUAAGCACUGUAAAGAAAAUCUCAUUAUAACAUGCAAAAAAGAUCCUAGAGAAGACUCACGCGUAGAUGUUGUCUUUAAAUUACAACACUCUAAGUCAGGAGAUGUCGUUAGCAAUAUUAAUUCUAUUCAGAUUUUAAAACCUUCACCUGCCCUUGAAGCUGAAAAAAAAAACUGUUUAAACGAUCUCCUAGCGCUGGAACUUGAGAAAGUUAACGCCAUAGGUCAUAUAGUUGAACAAAAUAAUAAGAUAAUUGAAUUAGAUGAAAAUAUAGAAGCUCCCCUAAAUGAUGCAACAGAUUUUAGCAUAGCAGAAGACAGAGAAACAGAAGCCGACAAGUUUUCAGAAGAUGACAAUGAUUUUUCUCCGCAGUGCGAUUUACAAAUUUGCGAAGAUAAUGAAUGUGAUUUCAUUCGAGCUGAGGCAGACUUAAGUACGAUAGCUACUGAUGACCUGCACUGUAUAAUUAAGAGAUUAAGCAUGCAAUCGCCUGUUGUAGAAGAAAGGGAAGAAAAUAUGAAAAAGAAAAAGUCACCUUUGAGGGUAAGAAUUAAAUCUCCGUAUGAAAAUAAGACAUCUGUAAUGGAAGAGAAAAAGAGGAAAAAACUUUUAGAGAUUAGACAGAGGCGGGAACUGAAAAAGAAUGAAAUGAGCGUAAACUGUAAAAUAAAGAAGAAUCAACACGAAAAAAGUGUCGUUAUGGCCCAAGCGUCUAAUUCUGUUACAAAGUUGUCGAUAACAAAUAAACACUUUUAUAACUCUAUUUACGGAGAAUCUAUAAAUUUAAAUAAUACAAACUCUCGAAAAUAUCACAAAGAUGCACCUAAGGUAAGUGUUCCGUUCAUAAAAUUAGAAGAUGAAGAAGCAAAUAACUAUAAAAGUUCUUCUCCAACUCCUUUAACAACACCUGAAAAAAAUGGUCAAAAGUAUAUCAACCACAGCUUUUACUUAGAUGACGCAGACACAGAAGUUAUGCACCUGGAAAAUAAAUUAAAAGAAAAUCAAGAAGUUGCAAAGGAUGACUUUGCUACAUCCACUGAAGCUAAUGAUAUAGUCGUAAAUUUAAAUUUGAUAAAGAAAUUAAUGGUUGCAUCAACAACUGACCUAAGUUUGACAGAUACUUCAUCAAGUGUGCCUCUGCAGGUUUUGUGUGAGAAUAGCUUUAUCGAUACCGAAAAAGAUAAUAUAGAAAAUAAUGUUUUAAUGUCGACACAAAGUACUCAAGCUGCAGUUUCUAUAAAAACACAAAAAAAAGAAGUUUUCACCGAAUAUGAAGAAAAUUAUAACCCGACUAUGACUUCUGUAAAAUGUAGAAGAAGCAUUGAUAAAAUAUAUGAACUUAUAAAAAAGAUAAGUGAAACGGGUAGCUUGAAAGGCAUAUGUAGAGAAAGUAGAAUAGCAAAAAAUUAUGACAAAUUGGAUUCCAGUGACAGCGGAUCUAGUAUCAAACAUCAGUUGUUAACUUCUGUUAACUCAAGUUGUCUUAAUUUUAAAAAGACAAACACUGGUUUUAAAUCUUCAAAUGACACAAAGAAAAAAUCCGAAAAGCAGACGUCAAUUAUAACAGUUAGCUCAAAAUCACGAAGUAACAAAUUCAUCAAUAAUACAAAUAGUAAAGAAAAUAAAAAACUAACUUUUUGCAAAAAUCAGGAAACCCCUUUAAAAGCUAUAUCACAAUUGAUUCGUGAAUUCGAUAAUGUCCGUAAGACGAAUAAUAAGAAUGGAAAUGAACUUAAAAUGAAUAAAAAAAAUGAAGCUUCGGCUGAUAGUAAAAGUUACUCUCGACCAAAUUCCCAGAAGCGAAUACCAAAACAAGAUCAGAACUUAAAAGAAUCUGAAGCGAUAUUCUUAAAAAACUCUAUGUUUAAAGACAAAGAUCGUGGAUGUGGGCCUAUCAAAAUUUCAAUAUUGCAACACGAAGAAAAGUCUUCAAAUAAACCGGAUAUAAAAAAAAUUGCUGAUAUUAUAGAUGAAGUGAAAGAACUCAGGGGAGAAGCAGUACGCGGACCACCCAAAAAAUCGACUAGAUUAUAUAGUUUAGCACAGCCUAAAAAAGCAUAUCUUUCAGCCCAACAAGAAGAAUCCCAAAAUAGGUUUGGGAAAAGAGUACCAGAUAGACUGUCUAAGCCAACGAUUCCAAUAGCAAAUCCAGAGGCAAGAAUAACAAGUUUAAGAAGUAAACAGAGAAAAGUCUGUGUCGGACUUCCCGCAACCACGAAGCUAAUACAUACAGUAGGACCAGCAUUAGAAAGAUCAAGAAAUAAAGCUUUGACCAAUAGCAGUCCUAGCCGAGAUGGAAAUAAUAAACACUCUCCGGUAGGAAGACCGUGUUUGAACAAUAACAGUAUUAAUAGGACAACAGAACUACGAAGUAGAAAAAUUGAAGAAACGAAAGCAAACGUAACGAGCCACUACGGAUGGGUGCCACCGUCGCUGGAGCUCGGCAACUCUUACAAUGCGCAUAAAUCGAGAGUCCCCUUAAUACCAAAUGACUUAGAUUUGGUAUCCAUGACGUCGUCUCCGUCUGGUCCUGAAGAAUCUACUGUUCUUGGCAAAAGGAUACACAAUAUAAUUGAUGCCAUGGUUAACAGUAAUAUGCCUACAUUAGAGGCUCUCACUGAAUGCAAAGAGAAUAAACCAGGUGAUCAUCUUGAUGAUGGUUCUAUAGCAGGAUCAAAAUCCGAUGAGGUUCUAUUAUCACUAUCUGACUACCCAGUUGAUAUAUUUGAAGAUAAAAAUAUCGAUACAGCGGUAUCCCAGAUACCUAAGGACAACAACGAAGAUGAAGGGAUCGAUAGAAAUUUAAAUAAAACUCUUCAUGUAACUCGUCUAUCUUAUUCUACCAUUGAGUUAUCAAAAGUAGAUCAAAUAUCAAACGGAACAUUUCUGAAACCUUUGAGCAGCAAUAACUCGAUGUUUAAUAUGACCUCUAAAAAAUCUGAGCAGAAAUUUUUCAUUUUGAACCGAAAAAUAGAUUCUCUUACGGAACUUAAAAUGUUACCUGUGCUUUCGAAUAAUCGUAUAGACUUUGGUUUCACAAAAUUUCCUAUGCAAAUCGCAACUGUAGGUUACGUUUUUCCUCAUAUUGUUAAAUCUGAUUCUAUGAGUAAAAUACGUUCAAUAAAAAAUGAAGAUUCCGCGUUAAAUAGUAAACAAUAUGAAUAUGUAACAGACAAAGCUUUGGGAAAAUCUAUUCAGUGCUUGAGAAGUUUUAAUAAGAAUAAAAUCACAGAAGCUAUAGAGAGAAGAGAAAACGCAAUUAGUCAGAUACCAAAUGCAAAUAAUAAUCAAGAUUUUCUUGACUAUCGUGAAGUAUAUGCAACUGUUGUACAAAAGAAUGGAAAGAACGUUCAAGAAAAUGCCGUAGAAGCUGGAACUAUCAAAGAUAUUAGUGAGGCUGAUAUUAAAAGUUCUAACAUUAGUAAUUCGACAUCGCUGGAUAUUCUAGUAGGUCUUUUAAAUGAAAUAAAAAAGAUGACAACGUAUGGAUCUCACUUAUCUAAAGAAGAGCCCGUAUCCGACUUUCAUCAUGAAAGCAAAGAGUUAGAGAUGAUUCUUGACAAAGUAUCUCUAAAGCAGAGUUCUGUACAUCACAGUGUUGAUAAUGAGAUGUCUCUGCCUUCUCUUGACAACUUGCAAAUUUUAAAAGCGCGUUCUAGUAAGCUUCUGCACUUACCACCUACCAAUAAAGUCUCCAAAGAUAUAACGAUUGUUGAAAAAAAAGUAACUGCAAAUACCAGCAUGUCUUAUGUACCAUUGAGUGUGGAUAGAGAAGUUAAUGCAAUGAUUUUGCCAACUAGUUAUAUGCACAGGUUUACUGAUGCACCAUCUCUAUUUAACAAGCUAAACGUGAGCACCAAUGUAACCGAUUCACUUCUAAAGCUCAUCAAUAGGCCUUCAAGGGGAUCAGUAUAUUCCUUUACCGAGUGUGAAAGUGUAAGCAAUUCAGUAUCGAAAGAAAUGUUGCAGGUCCCUUCAAAAAACUUGGGAAAAUGUAUUGAUUCUGCAGUAUCUCCUCCGGUUUUAGAAAUACAAUACCUCAACCCUAAAGAAAAAUUUGCUGAUAUAAGGACGCUGGCGAUUUAUCAAAAUAAUUAUUCUAAUGUUGAAUUUGAUUCUUUGCUGAAAAUGAAAAGAGAUAUUCUAGUAACUGUUUACUCCAUUCUUGUAUUGACCGUAUUUGCUGCUUUAUCAUUUCCCGAAAUAAUGUAUCGUGUAUAUUAGACAUACUUUGGAACUGGUACAACUUAAUAAUUGCGUAGUGCUGGCAUAUUGCAUUAGAUGAUUAUUGUUAAGUUUUUAAAUUGAUUGUAAGAUAAAUUAUGCUAUUUUUUGGACAUUUAUUUAUUUUGAAUAAAAUAAUCUAAAUUUUG